This is a messenger RNA of Opisthorchis viverrini, 252 nucleotides long. RefSeq lists its product as hypothetical. Bases 1 to 252 code for a protein of 83 amino acids. The record is from RefSeq and is a predicted model, not a curated record. The transcript is spliced from 2 exons. Lineage: Eukaryota; Metazoa; Platyhelminthes; Trematoda; Opisthorchiida; Opisthorchiidae.
AUGUAUGCGGAUGGCUCUAGCUUCUGUGACAUCGCCGUCAUCCAUGCAAAACACAAACAGCAGACAGAACAAGGGUUUUUCGUGAUCGCGAGACGCGAAGAAAAUGGAAGCAAGAAACUUGUGCAAUUAUGCAGGCGAUCGAGUUUCUCCUUGGCAUCAGAAUGCGAGAGUGUGGGUAGAUCCGGUACGACAUCGUCCGACGUUUGCUUGGUCUUCUUCACAGUUACAUUGGAGGAAGUGGACGAGGACUGA